Messenger RNA from Cladophialophora psammophila CBS 110553, 1179 nucleotides. RefSeq lists its product as uncharacterized. NCBI's taxonomy places the organism in Eukaryota, Fungi, Ascomycota, Eurotiomycetes, Chaetothyriales, Herpotrichiellaceae. The transcript has 2 exons. The record is from RefSeq and is a predicted model, not a curated record. Bases 1 to 1179 code for a protein of 392 amino acids.
AUGGCCAAAGAUAAAUCACGGAAACACUCGAAUGGCAAGCGUCAUUCAAAUGCCACCCCACAAAAGUCCAGCACCUUCAUGCAAGACAUUGUUGAUCUCACCCAGACCGAUCCAUGGGCUCACCAGGCGAGACGAGCACGAUCUGUUGCGCCUGUCGCACCUGUCGCACCUGGCUCGAGCUCGAAGCCGACACCACUGUCACCGGGAUUCCCAAUAAGAAAGAGUGUAGAAAGAGGAUCGCGUCUAACCACGACGAUCAACGUCCCUCAAGAUCCGAAAUCGAACCCCGCCUACAUCUUUCAACAGUUGGCGUUGGCUAACAAUCGUGCGAACACUCGUCCUUCCUUCUUUGGGACUCUCAACCCGGAUGACGGUGAAAGUUCAGGCAGGAAUGAUACCACUGAGCGUGAUGAUUCCCCAACUCCAGGUCACAGAGGGGCGAUGGACACAGACAAGGCUAAGAAAAAGAAGUCUAGUCAAGGGAAGGGGAAGGAUAAGCAGCCAGACAGAGAGUUUAAAGACAAGAAGCCAGCUGACACCAGCAAAACUCAACGCCAUGAGGAAGAGGCCAGGCAACGAGAGGAAAAGAAGAAACGCAAGGAGGAGAAGAAGAACAAGAAACAGUUGACCAGACCUGUGGAGACUCAAGCAGUUGCCGCAGCAGAGUCCCGGAAGCGUAAACGUGACAAUGAAGAGGCUGAGGCGUUUAAACGCCGAGUCGAAGUCGAAGCCAAUGCCGUCAAGAGACUUCGCGAAAGCCUUCCAACUGUCCGCCUUGACCGCGUGUUUGGGAAGCUUGAGCAAGAGGAGGGCAUCAAGCCGACCGAGAUGGCCGUGCUGCUCACGACCGCCAGAGACACGAUCCUCGACCUGGCGAGGCAGCAGGUCCUGCAAACUCAGAGGGCGCAAAGAACCAUUCAAGACGAGUUGCUGAGGAUUCUGAAAGAACAGAGAGACAAGCUUGCCGAGCUGGAGGGAAGGGCCAAGCUCAGUGCUGCUCCAGCUUUAGCGGCACAUCGUCCCGAGAAGGGGAUGGUCGAAGUGAUCGAUGGCACAUCCUCUUCUUCUUCAAACGAUAGCAGCCGUGACGAGGACAGCGUGCAGAAGUCAGGUGUCGGAAGGAGAACAAACAAUUCUUCGCCCCAGCAGAGACCUCUCGACAGAUGCGCAACACAGUGA